GACAUCGAGAGAGCUGAACACAUCUGUGGUCAUAUUCUAGCUGUGGAAAACUGAGUUACUGAAGCUUGAGACAUGCAUCCAGCUGUGCUAAGUACCAUCCUCCUGUUGGUGUGCGCCCUGGCCACUGUCACAGAAGGACGUAAUCAUCAUUCAAUUGAGGUAGAAUGUGAAAGUUAUUCAGAUAAGCCAUGCGGAGAAGGAUGGAGCCGCAUUGAUGAGAGUCGAUGUGCUAAAUACAACGGAAGCGAAAAGAAUUUCCAAGAGGCACAGGAACACUGCAGAACCUUAAAUUCUGACCUGGUGUCAAUACACAGUCUUGAAGAGAUGUCUAGCGUGCUUUGUUUGACCUACCACGCCGACUCUCGUCACCAGUUAAUUUGGAUUGGAGCCAAAAAAUCAGGCGAAAAUAUAACACGUACUGAUGGAACUGAUGGAACUAAUGGAACUGAAUUCACGUACACUGUAUGGGAUCAUGAGACACCAGACAAUAAAGAAAGUGAAUUCUGCAUCCAGUUGGACAUUUUUGAUGAGGGAAACUUGAAUGGUACAUACUGCUCAGAGAAGAAGAACUACGUGUGCGCCAAGAAGAUGUGAUCAUCACCAGCUGUUGUUUGCUUUCACAUUUUCAAACAACAACUAAUCUGUGCUGCAGUUGGACAAGUCUGUUUCAUGGUAACCACUAUGAACACAAGCUUUUUACUGCAAGUUACUGCAAUAAACGCUCCAGCGUUUAUGUUCUG
Messenger RNA from Micropterus dolomieu (smallmouth bass), 740 nucleotides. RefSeq names its product hepatic lectin-like. The transcript has 6 exons. The record is from RefSeq and is a predicted model, not a curated record. NCBI's taxonomy places the organism in Eukaryota, Metazoa, Chordata, Actinopteri, Centrarchiformes, Centrarchidae. Gene Ontology annotation, molecular function: signaling receptor activity. The coding region runs from base 73 to 594 and encodes 173 amino acids.